Molecule: messenger RNA, 1797 nt
Organism: Sclerotinia sclerotiorum 1980 UF-70
Lineage: Eukaryota; Fungi; Ascomycota; Leotiomycetes; Helotiales; Sclerotiniaceae
Exons: 2
Coding region: 1-1797 (598 amino acids)
Biological process (GO): regulation of transcription by RNA polymerase II
Cellular component (GO): nucleus
Source: RefSeq, a predicted model, not a curated record
AUGGCUACAAUUACUAGGAAGAGAAGAGGAGAUGCUUCUUUAGAGCUCUCUACGAAAAGAUUACGAAUUGAUGCCUCUAGCUCUCUACCAGAUCUUCCUGAUGAUGACAAUGAUAAUGAUUACCACCAAGAAGAAGAUGAAGUCUCGGAAGACGAUACUAUGGAAGCUGCAGAAACACCAAACACUCCAUUUUCUCCUGUGCCUGGAAAAAAAUUUCCAUCCGAGUAUAAAACGAUAAAAUGUACUUAUGAAGGAUGUACAAAAACAUUUAAUCGACCUGCAAGAUUAGCAGCACAUCUUCGAUCGCAUGCGAAUGAACGACCAUUUAUAUGCUCGUAUGAAGGGUGUGAGAAGGCAUAUAUUGAGGAGAAACAUUUGAAGCAACAUAUCAAGGGAUCUCAUACUCACGAGCGAGAAUAUAUAUGUGAUUGGGAAGGAUGUACAAAAAGUUUCUUAACAGCUACGAGGUUGAGACGGCAUAAAGAUGCUCAUGAAGGUCAUGAGAGAUUUAGAUGCACAUCUUAUCCUCCCUGCAAUCAAACAUUUCGAAAACAUCAAACGCUUCAACGACAUAUCCGCUCCGAUCAUCUCGAUCUGGCUCCAUUUCCAUGUACAUAUAUUGAUCCAAUCACAAAUGAACUUUGUAAAGCAGGAUUCGAUGCUUCAGGUGGACUCAAAAAGCAUAUGGAAAGAACUCAUGGGGCAGCAACAUUUCUAUGCGAAGAAUGUACAGUACCAGGAAAAUUUCACGAAGAUGGUACGCCUGUACCUUUAGCUUUCACAACCAAUGCCAAGUUACAAGCACAUAUCAAGAAAGAACAUGCAAAUUGUAUGUUCUGUGAUAGAAAAUGUUCUAGUCAACAAUUACUUCAAAAGCAUAUUGAUACUCAACACUCCGGGAGUACACUCGAAGAACGCAAGAAUAUUCCUUGUGAUUAUCCUGGUUGUCCGAAAACUUUUACAAAGAGAGCAAAUCUACAAGUUCAUAUGCGUACUGUUCAUGAUGGUCAACGUUUUAUUUGUGGAACAUAUGAUGUUUCCCAAAUUCUCGACCUCGCAUCCUGGGAUGGAAGUGAUUCAUGCGGCAAAGAUUUUGUCUCAAAAGUUAAUCUCGAAGAUCAUGUUCGGACUCUUCACCUUGGUUUACCCAGUCUUUUAAAUUCAAAGGGUAGACGGAAGACUGCUUCACAACCAAAACGUUCUACGAGAAAGGUUCCAGAGCAAACUGAAAUUGAAGAAUUGGCAGGUUAUGAUGUUAGGAGAACAAUUGAUUGUGUGGUUCAAGGAUGUCCUCAUAAGUUUAUGAGGAAUUAUGAUUUUCAUGAACAUAUGAGAAUUAACCAUCAGAAUGUGGGUUUUAUGGAUGGACAAAUUAAUAUGAAUGUGAAUUUGGAUAUGGAUAUGAGGAUUCUAGGCGAAUUUUCAUACACCAAUACCGGAGGAGAAUUACCAAGUCUAGAUUUCAUGAAUGAUGGCACGAAUAUGGGUAUGGAUAGUCUGGAUAUGAGUAUGGAUAUGAUUGAUCCCGCCUUACAAAUAACAAACUUUAACCUUGAUACACCAGUAUCAGGAUCAGGAUCAGCUUCAGCCUCAGUACCACCAUCAAUCAAUGGAUGGGAUCAUACAGAAACAGGAGCAGAGGUGGCAGCAGAUAUGGAUCUAGAUUGGGAACUUCAACGACAAGCUUUGGAGGGAGGACAAUUCUGGAUUGGUGGUGAAGAACAACAAAUUCCUGAGGGAAUAGAAGAGUGGUCGAGAGAAGAGGCGGAGAUGAGAAGGUUAAUUGAUGGGACUUGA